ACCCACUGGUGAUACACCGGUCUAUUGUAUCGGGGAAUACCUGCCGGGCGGACCGAUAGACACGCCAACAGGCAAUAGGCCAAGUCCCCUUGCACCCGUAAUGACCAUGUAUGACCCAUGGCGUGCGUUCGAUGCAAUCUAUAGCACUGCAGCCAGAGGAACUGCGGCGGACGAAAACAACGGUGCGAAUGCAAAGUUCAGCGGG
This is a messenger RNA of Acaulospora colombiana, 205 nucleotides long. The record is from the annotation of a GenBank genome assembly. Lineage: Eukaryota; Fungi; Glomeromycota; Glomeromycetes; Diversisporales; Acaulosporaceae.